Molecule: messenger RNA, 1185 nt
Organism: Phialemonium atrogriseum
Lineage: Eukaryota; Fungi; Ascomycota; Sordariomycetes; Cephalothecales; Cephalothecaceae
Product: methyltransferase domain-containing protein
Exons: 3
Coding region: 1-1185 (394 amino acids)
Biological process (GO): methylation
Cellular component (GO): eRF1 methyltransferase complex
Molecular function (GO): protein methyltransferase activity; nucleic acid binding; S-adenosylmethionine-dependent methyltransferase activity
Source: RefSeq, a predicted model, not a curated record
AUGUGCAAGACCGCCUUCUUCAAGUCCCCCCGCUGCGGCUGCCGCUGGUGGCGGAUCGCCGAGCCGUGCGGGCCGGGCAUGGGCUUCAGCACCUGUGGCCGCUUCUUCGACGGCCGCUGCAAGCCGGCACCGCCGUCGUACCGGGCCUGGUCCGAGCCGUGCCCGACGCACGACCUACUCGGCGUCUACGACCGGAACCAGGUGAGGAUGGUCCUCGGCCUGCACAACGGCUUCCGCUUCGGAACGGGCCCGAGCCUGCGUGAUCCAGGGGUCGAGGUUAGCGGCCAGCGGCAUUCAAUGGCAUAUGUAGCCACCACAAUGCUCCCCACACCAGACACCUCCCACGUGUCUUAUUCACGCGUCUACGAACCAGCAGAGGACUCCUUCCUCCUGCUCGACACUCUCUCCUCCGCCUCAGAAACAGCCUUCCUGAGGUCCCGCUUCUCACAUGCGCAACCCCCCACAUCAUCCACAUCAGCAUCACCCACACCAGCCACCACCACCACAACAACACCAACCCCACCACCACCACCACCCCCCCUCAUCCUCGAAGUAGGCUCCGGCUCCGGCGUCGUCCUCGCCUUCCUAACCGCCCAAGCGCGCCCCCUCUUCGGCCACACGCGCGUCCUCUCCGCCGGCGUGGACGUCAACCCCUUCGCCUGCGCCGCCACCGCCGAGACGGUCCGCAAGGCCGUCUCCUCCGUCUCCGUCUCCUCAUCUCACGGCUCGGCAGCAACAGCGGGCCAGUUCCUGGACGUCGUCCGCGCCGACCUCGCCGCGCCCCUGCGGCCCGGCCUGGUCGACGUGCUGGUGUUCAACCCGCCGUACGUGCCGACGGCGGAGAUGCCGUCCCUGCCCGCCUGGGACGACGACAACGACGGGAAGCAGCAGUCCGGUGCUGCGUCAGAGGAGCAGCAGGAGCGCCUCCUAGAGCUGUCGUACGCGGGCGGGCGCGACGGCAUGGAGACGACGGACCGGCUGGUCGAUGGGUUGCCGGGAUUGCUGUCGGCGCGCGGGUGCGCGUACGUGCUGCUGUGCGCGCGGAACGGGCCCGAGGCCGUCAAGGAUCGGAUACGCGGGUUCGGGCCCGCGUGGAGGGCCGAGACGGUCGGGACUAGUGGGAGGACGGCUGGGUGGGAGAGGCUGCAGGUUGUUAGGAUUUGGAGGGAGGGGGGUGAGGGUUAA